Molecule: messenger RNA, 1339 nt
Organism: Emiliania huxleyi CCMP1516
Lineage: Eukaryota; Haptophyta; Isochrysidales; Noelaerhabdaceae
Exons: 9
Coding region: 140-1339 (399 amino acids)
Biological process (GO): proton transmembrane transport
Cellular component (GO): membrane
Molecular function (GO): antiporter activity
Source: RefSeq, a predicted model, not a curated record
GCAUCCACCAGACUGGGGUGGGCGGCCGCGGGGACUGGGGCCACGCGGGUGGCCCAGCAGAGCGGCUGCAGUCCGAGCGGCACGGCUUCGCCGCCGCUGGCUACUGCAGCUCGAGCGGGCGGGCGGGUGGCUUAGCGCGAUGGCGGCGGCGGCCUCCCGCAGCGCGGCGAGUGCACGUGUGGCGCUCGUGGCGGUGCUGCUGAUGGCGUGCACGAGUCGCGGCCCGCUCGCGGACCGGCUGGCCGAGCCGGCGGGCGGGGGAGCUCCACCCUCCACCAUGCAGCGGCUCGUUCAAUCUCGCGGCGCCGAGGAGCGGGUGAGGGUUCGCUUCGGCGGCGGCGGCGGCCGCACCUCUGCCGCCGCCACCGCUCUUGCGAGGACGGCGGAAGCGCCGAGCGGCUUGGUGGGGCGCAGCGCCAGCGCGGUGGCGCAGACGUGGCGGGAGGUGCGCGAGCACGCCUCGCCGGCAGAGCGGGAUACGAUGGUGCUCCUCGCAACCGCCGCGCUGGUGACGCCGAUCAUGGGCACCCUCAACCUCUCGCCCGUCCUCGGCUUCCUCUUCGCCGGCAUCCUCCUCGGCCCGACCGGCCUCGGCGUUGUGUCGGAUGUCGCCACCACGACCAAGCUCGCGGAGUUCGGCGUCGUCUUCUUCCUCUUCGAGAUGGGGCUGGAGCUCGAGUUGGAGAGGCUAAAGUCGGUGGGGCGCGACGCCUUUCGGCUCGGGGGCGCACAGUUCGCGCUCACCUCUCUGGUCUUCGGCGCCGUCGCCACCGCGUUCGGCGCCUCGGGGCCGGCGGCCGUCGUCUUGGGCGGCGGCCUCGCGCUCUCCUCCUCGGCCUUCGUGAUCCAGCUGCUGUCGGAGAAGGGGGAGCUCGCCACCCGCUUCGGCCGCGCCUCCUUCGGCAUCUUGCUCUUCCAGGACAUCGCCGACAUCGCCGUCGUCCCCCUCCUCGUCGUCACGCCGCUUCUCGGUGGCUCAUCCGGCGCAGCCCUCGGCGCCGCCCUUCGCGUCGCCGCUAUCAAGAGCGCCUCGGCCCUCGCAAUCAUCUUCCUCACCGGGCGGCUGCUGCUCCAGCGCGUUUUUCAGCUCGUCGCGUCGGCGCGCGACCAGACCGCCUUCUUGCCGCCGUCACCGUCAGCGUUCAUCGUGAUGUCCACAGCCUCCCAGCCCCCCUCCAGCUCAGUCCCCUUCCCGCUGCUUGAUCCAACCCUUGGCCCUCUGAUGUCCGGCGCGUUCCUCGCGGGGGUGCUGCUGGCCGAGUCGAAGUACCGGUACCAGAUCGAGGCGGACAUCGCCCCCUUCCGCGGCCUCCUGCUCGGCCUCGCCUCUUCUUCGUGA